AUGGCAUCCCUCAGGAUGCGCAGCAUGACACUGGCAGCAGAGAAUGAGGCGCUCAGGGGUCAUGUGCAGCAUUUGCAGGAUGAACUUGCCUCUUUCGAGCGCAACGAUCAGGCUCCAAGACUUGCUGCCUCCUCCUCGGCAGACGUGCACGAUUCAGACCUGCGCGCUCAAUUGGAAAGGCAACGCCUGCUUGAGGAGGUCUCCUCAGCAGCUCGUGACUUGGCCACAGAGAAUGAGUCGCUAAAGUAUGAGGUGACAGGGCUGCGUGCCGCCAAUCGGAACCUCACAAAGGAGGUGACUGGCAUGAAGGACCGGCUGAAGACAUUGCAGGAGCUCUACUUGAGGGCCACAAGGACGAGUCAGGGCCCUGCAGCAGCCAGCGCCUUGGACUUGCGGCUGGAUGCGGUGAAGAAGGCGGAGGGGUCCCUAGACCAGGCGACACGGGAGAAGCAGGAUCUUUCGCAUGCGCUGGCAGCAGAGAAGCGCCGCGCGCUCGGCAAGGGCGGCGAUGCACGCCUGGGCAACCUGGCUCAGCGGGUGCAGAUCCUGGCUCAGCAGGUUAGGCAGAAAGAGGAUGCGUUGGCAGAGAAGGCGGCGUACGUGGCCAAGCUGGAGUGGCGGCUGCUGAGCCAGCAGAAGGCGCUCCAGGCAGGCCAUGCUAAAAAGCCGCCACUGGGACGGCCCACGGCACCUACCGCCAAACUGGCUCUGCUCAGGAAGCCCCGACUGGCAGGUGUGGCAGACGGAGCAGGCGGUAGGGCCGCAGCUCCACUUGCAAAUGCAGCUGCUCGUCAGCCUGUCUCAGCUGCUCCGCGCCUGAGACAACCGGCAGGCACGCAGCUCGUGCCCCCAGAAGGAUUUACCGGGGAGCCACGAGGACCGCCUGUGAGCAAGAGCGAGCAGUCGGGCUCUCCUGGAGCACAACAUGAUGAGCAGGCAGGCAGCAACAUGCAUAGUGCAGCAGAGGCUCAGCACAGCAGCAUUGCCUCAGGUGCCAGCAGGGCUUCCAGGCCCUCUGCCAGGAAGAGCCUGUUCUCCACGCCCCAGCCUGCCCACUCCGGGCAGCGGCCGGGCAGCCCGGAGCCUGCUCGCAUGCAGCACCCUACGCCGCAGGUGGCACCCACGCCCACCUACAUUUCCAGGUCGCAGCAGCAGGAGUCUGAGCUGAGCGCGGGCGUCGUGGACAGCCACCGCACGGCGGUGCAAGCCUCCCCGGCGGUCAGCGAGAUGGUGUACGAGCUGCGGCCCGCCACUGCGCGCACCGGCCAUUUUCCUGCGCAUCUUGAGGACGAGCGGGAAGGCUACGCCAGCAGCAGUGGCAGCCACCAGCAGCCGGGUUCGGCUGGACCCGACAGCCAUCGUGCGCGCGAUUGGGCAGCAGACACCGGCAUGCCAUUGUCGCCUGCAGAGCCUGAUGACGCUGCAUGGCAGCAGGACAGGGGGUAUACAGCAGGGGCCAGUGUGGGGCAGGUUGGCAGCGCUGAGGGGGCAGGUAGCUCGCUGCCCGAUUACUCAGGGUUCUCCUCGGAGAUGCGCGCUGCCGCCCAGGCCACGGCUGCGGCGCUCCUCGCCGAGUCUACCAGGCAGGGUGACUCAGCGCGGCAUCAGGCGGAGCAAUCGACUGGGAGGCAGAUCUCACCGGCAGGAGGGCGCAGCAGUGGGUCCUCUGGGCAGAUCAGGGCAGACUGGGGCGCUGCCUCAGCCGGCCUUGGAGCAGAUCAGUUCCAGUAUGGAGACAGGCAGGACAGCCAGGAGGGUUACUUGAUGACACUGGAUGAGCUGGAGCAGCAGAUUGCAGCGCUCAACAUGACGCUGGGAGAUGAGGAGGGCAUGGGCCCAGAGGGGAGCCAGACUUCACAAUGCACCAGUCCCGCUCAGCGCUGCCCGAGCGGCGUAAGAGUCAGCAGAACCUGGGCGGCUGGCUCUGCAUGUCUCCUACCAAGUAAAAGCAUGGGAGGUUAA
This is a messenger RNA of Coccomyxa subellipsoidea C-169, 1962 nucleotides long. RefSeq lists its product as hypothetical. The coding region runs from base 1 to 1962 and encodes 653 amino acids. The transcript has 6 exons. The record is from RefSeq and is a predicted model, not a curated record. Lineage: Eukaryota; Viridiplantae; Chlorophyta; Trebouxiophyceae; Coccomyxaceae.